This is a messenger RNA of Meloidogyne enterolobii, 469 nucleotides long. The record is from the annotation of a GenBank genome assembly. Lineage: Eukaryota; Metazoa; Nematoda; Chromadorea; Rhabditida; Meloidogynidae.
AUGGAAAAUUAUGAUAUUUUUGAAGUAAAGGCAAAUAAAUUUCGUCAAAUAUUUAACCAAAUGUUUCCAAAUAAAGAAUUAAUGUCUUUAAAAUCAGCGGAAUCAACAGAUGACAUAAUCAUUAAUUGUCCAUUCUUGCCUGAUACGUCGAUCGAAGUUCAUCCUACAAUGCAUGACUUUUGGCUUAUAAUUUACACAAAUUUCACGGGUAAUAAACAAAAUAAAGUUAAAUACUUUUAGAAUGCUUAUCGGGUAUAGCCGGAUUUUACUUUUAAUUACUUUUAGAUAGAGCUGGAUCCUGACCCUUUGGGGUUGAAGAUUACCUAGUUUGUCGUAGUCGAUAAUGUCGGGGUCGACGUUCUAGCCAAAAAGUGUUCGGGGGUCGUUGUUCGGAUUAGAGUGGUCGAGCCAACUUCACUCGAUUUGGGAUUAAAUUCCUUUAAAUGGUCGGCUGUUCAUAUCAGUAGGG